CAUUCCCCCCUAAAGUCACUCCAGCUUACACAUAAGGAGAACACACCUCCGUCCCUGAAUAGCACUAGAGUUCUGGCCAGUAAGACAGCAAGAAAGAUUUUUCAGGAACCCACGGAGCCGGUAAAAGCCAAAGCACCAAAUGGGCCAGCUGGCCCCAGCAAGGAAGAUGAGCCACUCCUGAGGGAGAAUCCCAGGCGCUUUGUCAUCUUCCCCAUUGAGUACCAUGACAUUUGACACAUGUAUAAGAAAGCAGAGGCCUCCUUCUGGACAGCUGAGGAGGUGGAUCUUUCUAAGGAUAUUCAGCACUGGGAAACUUUGAAGUCUGACGAGAAGUACUUCAUAUCUCACGUGUUAGGGUUCUUUGCAGCAAGUGAUGGCAUAGUAAAUGAAAAUUGGUUGAAGCGGUUUAGCCAAGAAGUACAGGUAACAGAAGCCCGCUGCUUCUAUGGCUUCCAAAUUGCAAUGGGAAAUAGACAUUCUGAAAUGUAUAGUCUUCUUAUUGACACAUAUAAGGACCCUAAAGAAAGGGAAUUUCUCUUCAAUGCCAUUGAAACACUACCUUGUGUUAAAAAGAAAGCUGACUGGGCCUUAUGGAUUGGGGACAAAGAAGCAACAUAUGGUGAACGUGUUGCAGCUUUUGCAGCAGUUGAAGGAAUCUUCUUUUCUGGUUCUUUUGCAUCCAUAUUCUGGCCCAAGAAACGAGGUUUAAUGCCUGGAUUAACUUUUUCAAAUGAAUUUAUUAGCAGAGAUGAGGGUUUACAUUGUGAUUUUGCCUGCUUAAUGUUCAAACACCUGGUACACAAGCCUUCAGAGGAAAAAGUGAAAGAAAUGAUCGUCAAUGCUGUUAGAAUAGAACAGGAGUUUUUGACUGAAGCUUUGCCUGUAAAGUUGAUUGGAAUGAAUUGCACUUUAAUGAAGCAAUAUAUCGAAUUUGUAGCAGACAGACUUAUGUUGGAACUAGCUUUUAGCAAGAUUUUUAGAGCAGAAAAUCUAUUUGAUUUUAUGGAUAUCUCUUUGGAAGGGAAAACUAACUUCUUCGAGAAGAGAGUAGGAGAAUAUCAGAGAAUGGGAGUGAUGUCAAGUCCAACUGAAAAUUCUUUUACCUUGGAUGCAGACUUCUAGAUGAACUGAGGACUUGCAAUUAUUUGACUUUUUUGCCCCACCAGGAAAAUCUGGAACUUUUAAUGCUACACAGUAAAAUGACUGUACUAAGAAAUGGCCAUUAUUGGCAUUUGAGACUGUUGUGUAGCUACCUUGGAAAAUCUUGUUUAAAGUUGCAAGUGGUGUUGCUUGGGGUGCCACGGUACUUGACAUAAGCUA
Molecule: messenger RNA, 1320 nt
Organism: Monodelphis domestica (gray short-tailed opossum)
Lineage: Eukaryota; Metazoa; Chordata; Mammalia; Didelphimorphia; Didelphidae
Source: RefSeq, a predicted model, not a curated record